UUAAUAUGUUUAUGUAAAAAAAAAAAUCAAUAAUGAAACUUACAGACUCGUUACGUGAUUGCUAUUGUUAACGGAUUGCCUGCAAUUCUACUGUAGAACCUCUGCAAUCAAAACAAACCCAUGUGGCUAAUUUACACAACCAUGAACACACACACACAAAAAAAGCAUUAAUCUCAUCAAAUAUAAUGUCAUGUUAUUCAUUUAAUGUGUUCCUUUGUCACAAAGAACGGAUCACAUUGUGUCAUAAUGAAAGCCGAUCAAGAUCAACUCCAAGAUCAAACGAGACUGUUACACAUAUGAAAGAAACGCACUCGCGCCAAAUUGAUGUCACAGCCCUUCUUGCGCACUUCGAGGGAGGGACUUGCGGACGCACAGCUCCUCCCAUCUUUUAAACUUUGGAAGUCGGCACUCAUUGGAACAUUCCACGUCACAUGACCAACGGUCGCGGGAAGACUUUGACCACGCUUGUUGGUGGGAGGAGUAGCUCGCCAUUCAAAAUAGUUUUGUAAACACUAUUGUCUUAAACGUUGCUGUUUUGGAUGCUUUGACAUGUUGUGAGAGUUUGACCUUUUAGUUCGGCGUCUCCUAUAUCCCUUAAUUAUUAUUAGGAUUCUUUUUUUCAAGUUCUUUAGAUAUCAGUUGGAAGUUUGUGGAGCAGCCAUUUUUUUCAUUUGAAACGUCGCCGUGGACACUGGUUAAUACGAUUACGACGUCUUUCGGAUUUUAUGCGACUACACCGAGCUCGUUUGGACUUGUCACGGACAUAUCGUUCAGCGAGAGAAGAUAUUUUACUCUGAUAAUUUAACAGACUGUUUUUCUUUCGGAACAAUUUGGGAAUCACAUUGCCGUUUUUCAAGACCGUUCAUCAGCGCUCGGGUUGUUGCAUUGCAAGACCCGUAAUAGAUAUGUUUAUCUAGACCACAUCAUCUCUGCCUGAUUUUUCAGCCAGUUAGGCUGUGUUUUAUAGUUUUAAACUACUUGCUUUGUUUGUUUGUUUGUUUGUUUUUUUACAAAAACUGAACUUUUGCCUAAAAGAUGAAUUUCGUUACACGGAGGCACGGCAAGUCUCCAAAUAUUAAACCCGUUCGCCAGAAGUUGCAGUUUUCGGCCAGUGAUGGUGAAGAAGACGUCAUUGAAGAUCCGAACAACAGCACCGGGGCCGAGUCGGGCUUCACGGAGUUGGACUCCCCGGUAUCCGUGAGGCGCAGCAGCGGUAAGAGGCCGGAGGACAUGGGCGGCGGCAGCAGUCCUCUCAGCCGAACCAGAGACGACGACGAGUCCUGGGAUGAAGAGGGCUUCGGAUCACCUUCUCGCGCAAAACACGAUUUUUACAUGAAACGCUCUCCGUCGCCACGAAAAAGUCCCCAGGCUUACGACAGUUCACCUGAGAGGAGUUACAUUCAUGAUGACAUGGAAGGAUCCAGCUCUCCUGUCCCGGACUGUCCUGACACACCACCCCAUAAAACCUUCAGAAAACUCCGUCUGUUUGACACCCCUCACACCCCAAAGAGCUUACUGUCUAAGGCCAGGACGAUGGUAUCGACGGAACGGAGAGUCGCCCUGUUUUCUAAUGUGGAUUCCACCAGCAAAGCCUGUCUGGACGCAAGACGAAACCAGACACCCCUAGUAAACAUCAACCCCUUCACACCAGACUCCAUUCUGAUGCAGUCAUCGACACUACAAAGAAAUAACAGGAAACGAGCACACUGGAAUGACAGCUCAUGUGGGGAGGACAUGGAUGCAAGUGAUCCUGAGAUAGAGGAUGAGCUCAUUCCUCCCUCAAAGAGGAUAACUAUGAUGGAGAAUAACAUGAUGUCCAGAUACGCGUCUGAAUUCCAUGAGCUGGAGAAGAUUGGUUCUGGAGAGUUUGGUUCUGUUUUCAAAUGUGUCAAGAGGUUGGACGGCUGUAUCUAUGCCAUCAAACGUUCUAAAAAGCCCCUGGCAGGCUCUGUGGAUGAGCAAAAUGCACUUCGUGAGGUAUAUGCACAUGCAGUUCUUGGACAGCACCCCCACGUCGUGAGGUAUUAUUCUGCUUGGGCAGAAGAUGACCACAUGCUGAUCCAGAAUGAGUACUGCAAUGGAGGAACCCUGUCUGAUGUUAUUGCUGAGAACAAUAGACGCUUACACUUCCUGUCUGAGAUGGACCUGAAGGAUCUGUUGCUGCAAGUCUCUCGUGGACUCAAGUACAUCCAUUCUACAGCACUUGUUCACAUGGAUAUCAAGCCAAGUAAUAUAUUCAUUUCACGCAAACCUGUUGCCACUGUAGAGGAAUUUGAAGAUGAAGAAGAUGGUCCCAUCACAAGUGUAGUUUACAAAAUAGGUGAUCUAGGUCAUGUUACAACGGUGACCAGUCCACAAGUCGAAGAAGGUGACAGCAGAUACCUGGCAAAUGAAAUUCUUCAAGAGGACUACAGCAACCUGAAAAAGGCAGACAUAUUUGCCCUGGCUCUGACUGUAGUCAGUACCUCUGGAGCAGAGCCCCUUCCCACCAAUGGGGAAAAUUGGCAUAAAAUCCGACAGGGCAUCCUGCCCCAUAUCCCACAAUUGCUUUCUCAGGAAUUUUUAAGCUUAUUAAAGCUUAUGAUCCAUCCUGACCCGACACGGCGACCCUCAACCUCUGACCUUAUCAGACAUCCCGUUCUUCUGACUGCUUCUAGAAUGAGUGCUGACCAGCUGCGUGUAGAGCUCAACGCUGAGAGAUUCAAGAACGCACUUCUGCAGAAGGAGCUAAAGAAAGCUCAGAUGGCAAAGGCUGCAGCAGAAGAGAUGGUUCUGUCCACAGACCGUGUUCUUACACGUUCAACAGUCCAAUCCAGCUCCAGAACUUCUCGACUCGUCGGGAAAAAGAUGAACCGUUCCGUUAGUCUCACUAUUUACUGAACUGAACCUAAAGACAAAGGAGAUGACCAGUCCUAAGUGGGAACUACAGUGGUGCUUAUCAAAGACUUGGGGACACAGACAGUUUUGUCUGUAGCCAGAAGGAGGACACGGACUGUUUUGUGACUUACAGUGCUUAUACUAUUUGGUACAAGUACCAUUGUCUUUACUGAAGCUUGGGAUCCUUCUGCAUUGUAUUGGCACUCUGAAUACAUAAUGCAGAUCUGGAUUACCAUUUAGGUUUGUUUUCUCAAAAUCUCUUGACAAAUUUGCCUUAAGACUUUUAGUAUAGUUAUGCCUUCCAAAUCUUUGCUUUAAGUUCCAUAGGUAAGGAUCAAAAUGGUCUCCCUGCACUUGCUUUCUCAGAGGUGCAGUGUUGCUCUUUACCAAAUGGGAGAUGUGUGCCCCUAUUGAGCCCUGUUAUGUGAAUGUACCAGAUCAAAGAUUUGUGCACCUUACUGCCUGUGAUAAAUGCCUGUUGGGCCACAGAAGUUGGGGCUCGAGUUAGAUUGCCAUUAAAUGAGCACUUUGGAGGCAAUGGUGAGCUUGCCACAAAAAAACCUGCUGCUAUUCAUGUUCGUCUGUAUCCAGUUAGGGUUGGAAGAUUUUUUUUUUUCUUUACUUUUAAAUCAUUUUAUCCAUCCAAACAAGCUAUAUUUCAUAAUCUCAUCAUCAUAAUAGAUUUUGUGCUCCAGUAACUGUUUCCUUUUUAAAUCCUCCCAUUUCUUUUUUUUUUUUUUUUUACUUUGUCCAGUCUUGAAUUUAACCAUGUGAUAAACCAAGCCUAAAACUGGAAGCAAGCGAUGAUUUAAAUGUAUACAUGCUUUCUAAAUCUCCAACCCUGUUUGUAGCAUUAAAACAAUCUUUGUCCGGUUCAACUGAUGUCCUUUAGUUAAUAAUGUAUAAUUCUGACUUUUGUGUUACUUCAACUACAUAGAUGGGGUACUGUUUAGAUUUGGUCUUGUUAAUACUAAAAAACUUCAUUUUGUCUUUAAAUCCGUUCAUUUUAAUAAACUGUUUUCACAUAAAAA
This is a messenger RNA of Carassius auratus (goldfish), 3908 nucleotides long. Its product is annotated as wee1-like protein kinase 1-A. Gene Ontology annotation, cellular component: nucleus; cytoplasm. The coding region runs from base 1036 to 2880 and encodes 614 amino acids. The record is from RefSeq and is a predicted model, not a curated record. Gene Ontology annotation, biological process: protein phosphorylation; mitotic cell cycle. The transcript is spliced from 10 exons. Gene Ontology annotation, molecular function: non-membrane spanning protein tyrosine kinase activity; magnesium ion binding; ATP binding. NCBI's taxonomy places the organism in Eukaryota, Metazoa, Chordata, Actinopteri, Cypriniformes, Cyprinidae.